Lingula anatina is the source of this 5125-nucleotide messenger RNA. RefSeq names its product exportin-7. Gene Ontology annotation, molecular function: nuclear export signal receptor activity; small GTPase binding. Gene Ontology annotation, biological process: protein export from nucleus. Lineage: Eukaryota; Metazoa; Brachiopoda; Lingulata; Lingulida; Lingulidae. Gene Ontology annotation, cellular component: nuclear pore; cytoplasm. The record is from RefSeq and is a predicted model, not a curated record.
ACUAUCUUGACCACGCAGGCGCAUUACAUUUCCAUGAGGAGAAAACAAAAAUGGCGGAAGAGCAGGAGCUGGCCCAGCUAGAGGCACUCUGUAAGCAGCUCUACGAGACCACAGAUGCAUCACUUAGAGCUGAAGCAGAGAAAGCACUAGUCAACUUUGCUGUCUCUCCAAGUUGUCUUAGCAAGUGCCAGUUGCUGCUUGAACGAGGAGAUUCUCCAUAUGCGCAGUUGCUUGCUGCAAGUACAUUAACAAAGCUUGUGUCAAGACCAAAUCAGAUACUUCCUCUGGAGCAAAGGGUUGACAUAAGAAACUAUGUUCUCAAUUACCUUGCAACAAGACCCAAGCUGCUCAAUUUUGUCACUGUUGCUUUGGUUCAGUUAUUUGCAAGGAUAACAAAACUUGGUUGGUUUGAUGUAAGCAAAGAUGAGUAUGUUUUCAGGAAUGUUAUAGAUGAUGUGGGCAAGUUUAUACAAAGUGGCAGCAGCCAACAUGUUAUGAUUGGUGUUCAGUUAUUGGCACAGUUGGUGUCAGAAAUGAACCAGGUUAGUGAGCACUGGCAGACCGAGAAUGACCUGUCUGAAGCCAGUCGCAGCCUCACAAAGCACAGGAAGACUGUCUCUUCCUUUCGUGACACCCAGCUUUUCCAGAUCUUCCAGUUGGCUUGUAGUUUGCUCAGGACAGCAGCAGGAAAUAUUAAAAAUCUGGACUUUGGGGAUGAUAGUCAGACUGGUUUAUUGAGUCACACCUUAAAGCUUACCUUAAACUGUCUGACAUUUGAUUUCCUGGGCACCUCUACAGAUGAGUCCUCAGACGAUCUUUGUACUGUGCAAAUACCCACAAGCUGGAGGUCAGCUUUCCUGGACUUCAGUACUUUGCAGCUGUUUUUUGACUUGUAUGCAAAUCUUCCACCUAGUUUAGCAUCUAUGGCCUUAGCAUGUUUAGUCAACAUUGCCUCAGUGAGGAGGUCAUUAUUUGAUAAUGUAGAGAGAGGCAAGUUUCUGAAUGAACUGGUAUCAGGGGUGAAAGCUGUGCUGGACAACCCACAGGGACUGUCAGAACCUGGGUCCUACCAUGAAUUUUGUAGAUUACUAGCUAGACUUAAAUCAAAUUAUCAACUUGGGGAGUUGGUGAAAGUUGACAAUUACCCUGAGAUCAUCAAAAAGGUUGCAGAGUUCACAGUAACUAGUUUACAGAUGUGGCAGUUUGCCCCCAACAGUAUUCACUAUCUGCUCAGUCUGUGGCAGAGGAUGGUGGCCUCGGUGCCCUAUGUUAAGGCUACAGAACCCCACCUGCUGGAGACGUAUACACCAGAGGUGACCAAGGCAUACAUCACAUCUAGGCUGGAGUCUGUGGCUGUUGUAUUAAGGGAAGGAAUAGAAGAUCCACUUGAUGACCAGGGACUGGUUUCCCAACAAUUAGACCAGUUAUCAACAAUUGGUCGGUGUGAAUAUGAGAAGACAUGUACAUUGCUUGUUACAUUGUUUGAUGAGGCUGCCAAUAAAUAUCAGGAGUUUGUGACAGCUGGGCAGAGAGGGUUCGAUAUUGCUGUUCAAGAAGGCCGCCUAACGUGGCUUGUAUAUAUAAUUGGUGCUGUGAUAGGAGGACGUGUUUCAUUUGCUAGCACAGAUGAUCAUGAUGCUAUGGAUGGGGAGCUGGUUUGCAGGGUCCUUCAGCUAAUGAAUUUAACAGAUUCCCGUCUUGCGGAAAGAGGGUGUGAAAAAUUAGACCUGGCUAUGCUUAGCUUCUUUGAGCAGUUCAGGAAGAUUUAUGUUGGAGAUCAAGUACAGAAAACUUCCAAGGUAUAUAGAAGGCUGUCAGAGGUGCUUGGGCUUGGGGAUGAAUCUAUGGUGCUAAGUGUGUUUGUUGGGAAAAUAAUCACAAAUUUAAAGUACUGGGGUGGAAGUGAGCUGAUAAUCAACAAGACGUUACAGCUGCUCAGCGACCUGUCUGUGGGCUACAGCAGUGUGCGCAAACUAGUCAAACUAGAGGCUGUGCAAUUUGUUCUCAAUAGCCAUACAAGUGAGCAUUUCCCAUUCUUGGGCACUGCCAAUACAGGCACCAAUAGGAUCAAAGACAUGCGGUGCCGCACCAUCUUCUAUACAGCUCUGGGCCGCCUCCUCAUGGUGGACCUUGGGGAGGAUGAGGAAAGGUUUGAACUUUUCAUGAUGCCACUUACAGGUGCAUUUGAUGCAGUUGGCAACAUGUUGGCAGCAGCAGAAACCCCAAAUUUCAGGGAAGCAGAGGUCAAGAGAGCUUUGAUAGGCCUUGCCCGGGAUCUCAGAGGAGUUGCAUUUGCAUUUAACACAAAAACCAGUUAUAUGAUGCUCUUUGAUUGGGUUUACCCUACAUAUACUCCCAUAUUGUUACGGGCAGUUGAACUGUGGUACCAUGACCCAGCCGUGACCACACCAAUACUCAAACUCAUGGCAGAGCUAGCUCAGAACAGAUCUCAAAGAUUACAGUUUGAUGUCUCUUCGCCAAAUGGGAUUUUGUUGUUCAGAGAAAUCAGCAAAAUUAUGGUGGCCUAUGGUUCACGUAUACUUAGUCUUGGAGACAUCCCCAAAGAUCAAAUGUAUCCAAUGAAGCUGAAGGGCAUUUCUAUUUGCUUUAAUAUGUUAAAGGCAGCAUUGUGUGGUGGUUAUGUGAAUUAUGGCGUCUUCAGGCUCUAUGGGGAUGAUGCUCUGGAGAACGCUUUGCAAAUGUUUGUGAAGCUUCUGUUGUCAAUACCCCAAGGAGACCUUUUGGAUUACCCAAAACUCAGCCAAACUUACUAUGGCCUUUUAGAAUGCAUAGCACAAGACCACAUGACAUUCAUAAGUAAUUUAGAGCCCCAAGUCUUUCUGUAUAUCUUAUCCACAAUAUCUGAUGGGCUCACAGCAUUAGAUACAAUGGUUUGUACAGGUUGCUGUGCAGUCCUGGACAACAUUGUUACUCAUCUGUUUAAACGCCUCACCAAAAAGCACAAGAAACCCCACCCACAUCAGGUUGGAGACAGUGAAACCUUCCUUAGAGUUCUGGAGUUACAUCCAGAUAUAUUACAACAGAUGCUUUCUACAGUUUUGAAUAUCAUCAUGUUUGAGGACUGCAGGAACCAGUGGUCUAUGUCCAGGCCUCUUUUAGGUCUCAUACUGCUCAAUGAAGAAUAUUUCAACAAACUGCGAGACAAUAUUAUUUCCAGCCAGCCAGCAGACAAGCAGCAAGCAAUGGCACAGUGCUUUGAAAGCCUAAUGGAUGGCAUUGAAAGGUCUUUGCUGACCAAAAAUAGGGAUAGGUUUACACAGAAUUUAUCAGUUUUCCGUCGCGAUGUCAAUGACUCACUGAAAGCACCUACAUCAAAUGUUACUUCCUUGAAUGACAUGAUGAGUUAACACUUGGCAAUGUGGAUAUAUUCCAUCGGAUACAGUGGUUAAGGUGAUCUUGAAGACGGGGCUCUGGAGUAACGUCAAGAAUACUGAGAGCAUUCUGUUCGAUGCCAAAAUCAUGGAAGGAAGAGAAUCAUCCGCAGAGGGGUUAUGAAGCAGUGCAUUUAAUAAGCACCACAUCCCAAGAAUGAACAUAUGGUUGCUGGUGUUUUUCUUUUUGAUGCCAAAGUCAAUGAAAGAAUAGAUUUGUCAUCACAACAGUCGUUUAACAGAUGCCCGAGAUAGGAAAUAAAAACACUUCCACAAAGAAAGCAGUUCAAUGUAGCAGUUUUAAUAAUAGGAGUGUUGUUCCUUGAUCCAAAAUCAUGGAAAUGCUUUGAAAAAAUUAAUAAGGUUUUGAAGAAUGAAUUCUUUGCUACAAUGUUUAUGAAAUACAGAAAAUCAAUGUCUUAUUUGAUUCUUCUUGUGUAAGGAGGCAUUAAUUCUUAUUGGGGGAAAAACCCACUGAUCUAGAAGACGUAUAAUACAGGAAAUGCCAAAUUUUCAUGGUUCCUUAAGAGCCCUGGUGCACUUUGUAUUCAUGCCAAUGGUGAAAUGAAAGAAGAUAUAAGAUUGUAUUUGUUCCAUGUAGUGCUUACCAGUGCUUGAGACAGAGACCCAAAUAGCCUUUCCAAUCCAAUAGAAAUGUGGGAUAUUGUCAUGGAAUGCUAACUCUGACUCAUCUGAAAUCUUUUAAAGACUUGCUUAUCAAGAGGGAAACAAUUUCUGAGUGCAUGAAGAAGGGUUGCAUUAUAAAUGUUGAUUCAAAAUGUCUCGUGGAGUGAUUGGGCCAACAUGUAAUAGUUGAGGUUAUCUGCAGUUGGUGACACUGUCAUAAGCUUGUGGAUGUAUUAUACAUUCAGAACUGUAUGUGAAUGCAUGUAAAUGAAGGAUGCAAACACAAUGCUAAACAUUCCGAGAUUUUGUUGUCCUACUAAAAGAAGCCUAGUUUGAAAGAGUAAUGAAUACUUUUAAAAAAGUAUAGAGUAUUUGCAUGCCUUUCAGCAUUUCAGUAACUGCCUGUUUAUAUCUUGAGUAGUUUGAAUUUAAGAAAAGGUAUGGUUUUACAAGAUACAGUCAACAACUCGUGUUCAUUUCAGUCUUAGUGGAUUGCUGAUAUGAAAUUCAAUCACUGACAUCUCAUUUUAAUAGUGCUAGUAGUAAUUGCAUUAGCUAUUCCAUUUCAAAUGACAUCAUUUCAUCAGCUAUCACUACAUUUUCAUAAUUGGAACUUGAUCAAUUGGAGAAAACUUAUCUAAUGAUGAUGUUUUACACUGCCAUAUUGAAUUAUAGUUUCUGUUGAUGAAUUAGUGGGCAUUGCUUUAUAACAGUAGGCUUGGGAUGAAAAGCGCAGAAGGAUAUGAAAUUUGAUUUCAGGGGAAAUGUCAGUUAAGAUAACAAUCUUGACUUCUAGAUUUCAUCUCUGGAAAAAAUUGUCUAUUUUUUUGCAAAGCUCUAUAGUCUACCCUCUGUACAGAAUUACCAGUGGUUGGUUGGUGGACACUUUAAAGGUCACAAUUCUCUAUCAAGACAUCAAUGUGGUUUCAACAGAAUAGGUAUUGGGUCCCUCACAAAGAAUUAUGCCAGAUGAUGCCCCUGGGUUGUUUUGUUGGAAGCAAUAAAUACUGUUGACGGUUGUAUUGAGAGUGAUGUGGCAACAAAAAGUCUGUAUUCUGUGGAUGGAACAGUUUUGCAAAGGGUCAAGCUUCUGAACUUUGUUUAUA